Molecule: messenger RNA, 1148 nt
Organism: Carassius carassius (crucian carp)
Lineage: Eukaryota; Metazoa; Chordata; Actinopteri; Cypriniformes; Cyprinidae
Product: adhesion G-protein coupled receptor G2-like
Exons: 5
Coding region: 147-800 (217 amino acids)
Biological process (GO): cell surface receptor signaling pathway; adenylate cyclase-activating G protein-coupled receptor signaling pathway
Cellular component (GO): membrane
Molecular function (GO): G protein-coupled receptor activity
Source: RefSeq, a predicted model, not a curated record
UCUUCUACUGGCUCUGUAACCGCAGAGGGAAGAAAACCCAGAUCUCACUGGUUCACCGUGGUCUAGUAGUGGCGAUAUUUCUUCGGUGCUUGUUCUUCAUUCUUACUGGCACACUGGCCAAUGUAGGAAAUGAAACUGUUUGUAAGAUGACAGGAUCCCUUCUGCAUUAUGCGCUGCUGAGCACACUCUGCUGGAUGGCCAUGGAAGUGUUUCACACGUUCUUGCUCAUUCGCAAAGUGUUCACCUCAACUCUCCCGACAUGGAUAUUUUACUUGGUAGGCUUUGGUCUUCCGUUUCUGCUGGUCGGUAUACUGCUCUCGAUACAGGAUAUUUAUGAUGUGGAUAUUUAUGGCAAAAGGGAGAUUGUACCAAGUGAUGAUGUCAACAGUUCUUAUCGCAUGUGCUGGAUGUUGGAGAAUGAAAAGAGCCUAUUGGCUCAUUACAUCAUAAAUGUUGGCUUACUAGCUGUUGUGGUGAGCUCUGGAGCCAUCAUGCUUUUCCUUGUGGUGAGGGAGAUCCGCAACCGACCUGACUGGAAGAAGAUUCAUGUGGCUUUUCUCAGUAUCUGGGGUCUCACCUGUCUGUUUGGCACAACAUGGGGCCUUGGUUUCCUGGAUUUUGGUCCUAUGUCAGAGACCAUUCUCUUCCUCUUCUGCAUUAUCAAUAGUUUACAAGGAUUUUUUCUCAUGCUGCGAUACUAUGCUCUUGAACGGAUGAAAAAGAAAGAUAGGUCACUUUCGGAUGGGAGCAGCUCUGGAUCUUCAAAGCAGCAUAUGUUACAGACUCAUGAGAAGAGUUAAAACUCUGGUGGUGCUCAAACAGUGUCUUUCUGCCAAGUUUCACUUCUUUCAGAGAUGUUACCUUGAGAGAUUAUUCACAAAGGGCAUUUCUAAAGAUCCUUUCUCAUCCUGCUGGUUAGGGUGUUGAAUGUUCCUCAGAUGACAUUGCACUGAUAACGGGUCACAGAGCAACGGGUAGAUAAGCAUAAAUGAUCCACCUGUCAUAAGCUAUAUUUCUGUAUUCGUAUUCUUGGUAUGAGUAUGUUAGUUUGCUCAGCACUUUAGCUUUUUACUACUGUGUAAAACUGCUGUAUUCAUUGUGAGAUGUGAAUAGGUGAUCUUGCAAAUAACUUUUAAUGAUAAAUAAUU